Blastomyces dermatitidis ER-3 is the source of this 1662-nucleotide messenger RNA. Its product is annotated as mitochondrial fusion protein. The record is from RefSeq and is a predicted model, not a curated record. Bases 1 to 1662 code for a protein of 553 amino acids. NCBI's taxonomy places the organism in Eukaryota, Fungi, Ascomycota, Eurotiomycetes, Onygenales, Ajellomycetaceae. The transcript is spliced from 2 exons.
AUGGGCUCGUCCUCUGAAGGACCAAACCCGCUCCGCCCAUACUACGUCCCUCCAUCCAUCGGCCUACCCAAGUCUCCGCCAAAUGCUGUCUCUGGGACGCUCGUGAACAAGGCGACUAUCAGAAACUCGACGCGGGAGAUCUUCUCGGACUUUGACUACUCCGAGUACCUGGGGGAGUCAUCCCCGACGAUUUCAGACUCCCUCAAGGAGCUGGCGGAAAAAGCGCUAUGGAAGUACACCAGCGUGUUGACAGCCCAACCAUUCGAGGUUGCAAAGACCAUUCUCCAGGUAUAUGUUGCGCAGGAUGCGCAGGCGGCUUUAGCGGGUAGAGAUGAGAGGCAGCGACGGGAUCAUGGGUAUCGGGACAAUUACUACGACGAGGAUUCUGCGCCCUCGUCCGAUGAUGAAAGCAGUUAUUUCACAUCAGAUGCUGCUCUAACUCCUGCUCCAUCCUCCCGAAACCGCCGUUCCCGGCCUCGCAUCACGGAUAGGCGUGGCUAUAUACCGCCUGGCACUGCUCCAGCUAAUAAAAACAUGCUCAAAAUCAAGGAUCCCUCCGCUCUAUUUGACGUAUUGUCUCAGCUCUGGGGCACGAGUGGUGUGACUUCACUAUGGAAGGCGUCAAAUUCAUCAUUCGUGUACUCACUACUCCUCCCAACCCUCAAUACUUUUAUCCGGAGCCUCCUAUCAGCUAUCCUAGCCUUUCCGGAGGAAGGCCUCUCGUCUCUCGCCGAGCCUGAUAUCCUCACAUCAUCAUCCCCCGGUUCCUCUUUACUACUAACGUGCAUUUCUUCUGCUCUUUCCGCCAUUCUCCUCUCCCCCAUCGAUACGACCCGCACAUAUCUCAUUCUCACCCCACUAAACCAGGGGCCACGAUCACUCCUCCGUGCCAUCCGCCUCCUUCCCACUCCCAGCUACCUAAUCCCACCACAUCUCCUUCCAAUUACAAUUCUAAAUGCGACUCUUCCCAAUCUCCUAACAGGCGCCACGCCGCUCUUCCUCAAAUCGUACCUGUCCCUCGACCCUGUCCUCAACCCCUCAUCAUGGAGCGUAUUCACCUUCUUCGCAUCAUGCCUGGACCUAGCAGUCCGCUUUCCCCUCGAAACCGUCCUCCGCCGCGCGCAAAUAGCCACAUUCACCUCCCCAGCGUUACGCCAGCAGGGCAGCCUCCUCCCUAGCCCUAGCCCUAGCCCAACCUCUACAACAGCCCCGCCACCGCUCCCCCGGAACACAAGGAAAUCAUCCGCAGCACCUGCUGUGGUUGAAACCAUCGUCCCCACGCCACAAUCCUACCGCGGCAUAAUCGGGACAAUGUGGACUAUAGUCUAUGAAGAAGGCACAAACCCACACGCCCUCGAGCUCGAGGAGGUAUAUGCGCGGCACGGCGCGCAGUCCUCACAGUCGCCCCGGCCGUCCUCAGCGCAGGGGACGGCGACAAGCCGACGGGCACAGAAGCAGCGGCAGGGGCAGGGCGUGCAGGGUCUGUAUCGCGGCUGGCGUCUGGGGAUGUGGGCUCUCGUUGGCGUGUGGGGCUCGGGCAUUUUGGGCUCGGCAUUGGGUACUGGCGAUGAUGAGAUGGUUGCUGGUCCUGGAGGUGCUAGGUUGGCGUUGGAGUCUGCGGGUGGCAGGGCGGGGAGUGCGUCUACCAAGGGUGCAUUUUGA